AAACAUACACACGUAUUUAAUGUAAUAUCUAGGUGUACCGUUACAUAGGUCAAUAAUCUUUUCAUAGCGAUAUUGUUCAUUGCAAGAGCCUUAAGUGAAUCGAUUGAGGAAACCUGUCGACCUUGCAUUGUGUUAAGUGCCACCAGGCAUAGCAAGGACUAAGUAAGUGUUGAUUGAACCAAAGAAGGAUAUAAAUAUAUUUAGUAUACAUUGAAGAGUACGAUCGUUAAGUGGUUCAUAGGUACAGUCUGUGAACCGUUACCAGUCUUACUGUCCGUUGACAGUGUCCAGUAUUCUACACCGGUAACAGUUAUAAGAGCCGUACACUAACUGCAGUAGUUCUUACAAUGAGAUAUGUUGAGGCGAAUUUUUCGUUGUCGUAUCAGCUGUUUAACAGCCCUUCUAACUCUCAACGUUGUAGUAGUAACUAUACUCAUACUGCUGCAGUCAGGCGUAUUACGGAGCUUAUCUGAUUCUAUGGAUAAGCCCAGAGAUUUACCAAAUGAGAACAAACACCCUAAAGGACAACCAACGUUUAAGUAUAACGAGGAAAUCGUGGGUGUUCCCCUAAGUUACGACGACAUCGAAGAGAAUCGCGUGAAACAAGCAGGAGGUAUCGAUACAAACAGAUAUGAUCCUGCAAAACCGAUUGAUUUUAUUCCACCAGUGCCAAAAUUCUCUGUUUCUGACGUCGUUUACCGGUUGUCGGAUAGAAUACAAAAUAAAAAUCUAGAGCUCGACAAAACGAUUUAUUCUUAUAAGAUAUUGAUAUUAACACCGUUACAUAAUAGUGAGAAGACUUUGUUUAGAUUUGCACGUGAGAUCCGCGAACUACAAUAUGCACAUGAGUUGAUAUCAAUAGCUUUUGGAGAAGACGGUAGUACGGACGGAACAGUAGAGGAAGCUAAACUUGUCAUAGAGGAGUUGAGGACGUCUGGGUUUCGAAACAUCAGUUUUUAUCAUUUUGACAUUGGUCAACAAGUAAGUGGCGACUGGGAAGAUAUUCAUCAACGUAUUCAACAAUAUAAACGUAGACAACAUUUAGCUAAAGCUAGGAAUUUAUUGUUUAAAAAGGCUUUAUCCGACGAAGACUAUGUAUUAUGGAUAGACAGUGACAUAGGCGACUUACCUCAAGAUAUAAUACAACAAUUGUUAUUUGCCAAGAAGGAUAUCGUCACACCCACGUGCUUAAUUAAGCAAGGACUAACUGUCAGAAAUUAUGACAAAAAUAUAUGGAGAGAAACGCCCCUUUCCCUAGAGAAUCAAGAACACAUGCGACCUAAUUAUCUGGUAAUCGAAGGUUAUGGUUCUACAUCUCGGAUAUAUUUACCCGAUCUACGUGGAGAAGGGCGUAUUGUCCCCCUAGAUGGUGUUGGUGGUUGCACUCUUCUGGUACGGGCAAAGUGUCAUAGAAAAGGUUUAGACUUUCCAGAAACUCUGUUUGACCACCAUAUUGAAACAGAAGGUUUAGCUAAAAAGGCAAAGACAAUGGGAUAUUCCGUUUAUGGCAUGCCAUUUGUAGAAGUGUUUCAUUUCUAAAUUAAAGUUUCUUCAAAUUUAA
Mytilus trossulus (common blue mussel) is the source of this 1561-nucleotide messenger RNA. RefSeq lists its product as uncharacterized. The transcript has 2 exons. Gene Ontology annotation, cellular component: mannan polymerase complex. Bases 355 to 1539 code for a protein of 394 amino acids. The record is from RefSeq and is a predicted model, not a curated record. Gene Ontology annotation, biological process: cell wall mannoprotein biosynthetic process; protein N-linked glycosylation. Lineage: Eukaryota; Metazoa; Mollusca; Bivalvia; Mytilida; Mytilidae. Gene Ontology annotation, molecular function: alpha-1,6-mannosyltransferase activity.